Molecule: messenger RNA, 1582 nt
Organism: Physcomitrium patens
Lineage: Eukaryota; Viridiplantae; Streptophyta; Bryopsida; Funariales; Funariaceae
Product: SNAP25 homologous protein SNAP33
Cellular component (GO): SNARE complex; plasma membrane
Molecular function (GO): SNAP receptor activity
Source: RefSeq, a predicted model, not a curated record
GGGAGACUUGCUGGUAGCACAGCACUGCCCUUGCACGCACUAACUCAGUUUCUUCGCUUCGCAUCCCCUAUUGCGAGGCGGAACCUGCCCUUUGAGCCUCCCCAGAGCGCGUGGGCCACCCCCCGACCCUAUUCACCCCCCCACGCUUUUGACUUCAACGUCUCGCCUUCGUCUUGCCCUUUGAACGAUCAUUCUCCCCUUUCGUCUUCCAGCUUUCACUCUUCGUGAUAUACUUCUUGUGCUCACAGUUGAGCUCCCAAUUGCAUUCGCUUCAUCUCUCCCGUCCUCUGUAGCUUUCGUCGCAAGACACUUAAAAUUCAAGCAGAAGUAACUGGUCGGGGUGCGAACACGCUGUGUCCUAUUUUCGUAGCCGUGAAGAAAAAGAAGGUUUGUACAAUUUUCCGCAGGGUGUAAACUAUGGCAAGACGGGGUCCUAGAAACCCCUUCGAUGACGAGGAUGCUUACCCAAAGCCACCUCGUGGUGGCAGUGAUGGGAAGAAGGGCGUGAUCAAAACUCAAUCUGCAGAUGAUGAUGAACUUUUCAGUUACGGGAAUUCGAGGGCCAAGGGUGGAUACCGCGAUGGGAGUGGAGACCAUGACGAUGAGUUCGUUAAUCAGGCGGUGGCGGAUCUGGAGAAGCACGCCGUAAAGAAGUCGCAGGAGACUUCAGAUACGCUGAGAAAUUGUCUCCGAGUUGCAGAGGAUACCAUGGCCGUUGGAUCCCAAACCCUCAUAAGUCUGGUUGAUCAGGGGGAUCAGAUAACGCGCACCCACGAUAAGGCCGUCGAUAUUGACCAACAUCUGAGCAGGGGAGAGAAGCUGCUGGGUAGUUUAGGAGGAUUUUUUUCGAAGUCCUGGAAGCCUACGAAGACUAAGAAGAUCACGGGACCAAUGGUUGGCCGAGUUAAUCAGAACAACAAGGAGAGUGCCGAGGAUCGCGAAGCCCUCGGUCUAAAUGGGACUAAUGAGAAGAAAAAGUCCGGAUCUGGCUCAUAUCAUGACAAAGAAACAUUUCAGGGGCAAAUCAAUGCUGAAAGGGAAACCCAGGAUGACAUGCUUGAUGAUUUAAGUAACGUUUUAUCUGUAAUGAAGGAAAUGUCAAUGGAUAUGAAUAAAGAAAUUGAAAGACAAGCUCCUGGCAUUGAGCAUCUUCGUGAGGACGUUGAAGAGCUGAACCGUAGAACAAGAGAUGCCAACAUCAGAGGACAAAGAUUGCUUCGAAGAUGAUUUGAGAGGGACUUUCGUUACAAUCCACCAUUUGGUUAUCAAACAUUUCGUUUCUCUUCGGGUUGAUGGCGAAGCCUAAGCAAGCUCAGAUUUGGGUUUCUGACCCUUAGUUCUGAGAUUUGAUCAGAGAUAGAAAUGAUCUCGUUGUAUGAAUGGCCUUCGUCAAGCCUCAUUGGGCAUAAGUUGUAAAAGUAACGUUUAUCCUUUGCAAACGCUAUUUUUUUGAGUAGAACGUUUACAUCCGUUUGUAAGUAUGCGAUUCAGGUUGUAACGACAAGGUUGCUUGGGCAACUGUAUGUUCGGUACUUCAAUUUAUGUGGGGGCGUUUUUCCAGCUUCGGUCUCACGUUUCCGUC